Molecule: messenger RNA, 4173 nt
Organism: Toxoplasma gondii ME49
Lineage: Eukaryota; Apicomplexa; Conoidasida; Eucoccidiorida; Sarcocystidae
Exons: 7
Coding region: 741-1982 (413 amino acids)
Biological process (GO): magnesium ion transport
Cellular component (GO): membrane
Molecular function (GO): magnesium ion transmembrane transporter activity
Source: RefSeq, a predicted model, not a curated record
GACGAAUCGACGAUGCCACAGCGAACCAGGUCACCACGUGGAAUCGAUGUGAAGUGUCCGUCAACUGCUGGCCACUUGAAAGGAUUUUUCGAAGCUCUUCUUCACCAUAAUCGGCAUUUUACCGUUCGUUUUUUCUUCCGUUGGAAUCUGACACAGGAUCCCCUUUUCCUCCUUUUCCGUAGAUUUUGUCCAUUAGUUCGGUAGACUAGCAUUGAACCCGAAGCGACUAAGCCAAUUUUGGUCGUGUAGGCGAGUUUGCCGGUGCAGGGCAUGCGCUUCCCUGUUGCGUAAAAGCCAGUUGUCUACCUCUCUUCACAUUUAGACCUUGCGGUUCCUGUGUCGUCUGACCGUUUGAUGGGCUUUCUUGUCGUUGUCCGGUUGGCCUCCAGCAAGUCUGGCGCUACAGGACCUUUUCGCGAAAGGAAGGGAUGAGCUGGACCUAGUCAGCUCGACACGUUUUCUUACCAGUGCGCGACUCAUGAUGUGUUAAAUGGCGACAGAACAUUGUACAGAAGCGGGAACAGAGCUGCAUAUUUUCAGUCCAAUUUGCCUCCAUGUCACUCUCGCCGGCCGAUGCCGUGGACCCCAUGAGUAGGGGUGGUACACCGGGGGACUCUUCAUGUAUUCUUUAGGUUUGAUGAACCAGCGUCGAUGAGCCUGACUCAUUUGCAUCGAAUUCACUUCCUUUCGAGCUUCUUUAGAAGAGACGUAUUUCUCUCAGUGCUGUGUUGUUGAAGAUCAUGGCGGACCUUAGCAUGUUCAGCUCUUCGCCGCCGGUGUCUCUCGAGGAGUUAAUGGAGAGUUGUCACUCAUUACAGAGCACGUGGUGCAUCGGCGUCGUCCUUUGUUUGUUAUCCUCUUUUGCUGGCGCUCUCGGGGACAAUAUCGUCCGCUUGUCAUUCUUGAAGGAAAGAGGUCGUAGUGUGUACUGUUCCACUCGGUCUCUCCACCAACGUCCUCUGUGGCUCAUUGGAACCCUUCUGACCGUUAUCGUAAACCCUGUCUUGACACUUCUGGCGCUCAAGUUGGCGGCUGCGUCAAUUGUCCUGCCGUUUGCUGGAAUGCACAUCUUCUGGAACGUCAUUUUGGUUGGCUACUUGUUAAGAGAGGAACUCCUCGGAGUCGACAUCAUCGGCUCAUUGUGCAUUAUCUUCGGUAUCGUGGUUGUCAUUGCGUAUGGCGCACACCAACUUCCUUCCUAUACUCUAGCGUCGCUUACUGGUAUGGCGUCGCAUUCUGCAUUUACCGUCUACUUGUUGGUCAGCUCCCUCGUCGUCAUUUGUUUCAUGUUCGCCAUCGCCACUCCGGUGCACAGAGGAUUGGCUUGGCUUUUUAUGGCCUCCCGUGUCCAAGACUGCGUGACAGGAGGUCUACUCUCCGGCAGCAGCUUCGUAUCAGCCCAGCGAGGGACUGAUUCAGCUAGGCUGUCGCCGGGGCUCUCUGCCCAGGGGCUUACUCGGCCACCUUUGUGGCUGCAGCGCCUGAGUGUGUCCGCUCUGAGUGGCAUUUUUGGCGGACUUGGGAACUUAAGCGCUAAAGCCGCGAUCGAGGUCGUCAGCUCGGAAGGCUUUGCGAUGUGUAUUCGAACGUGGGGGUUCUACGUGUGUUGCACGUCAACACUGGUUCUGUGCGGACUACAGCUCGUCUACUUGAAUCUUGCCCUCUCUCGGUACGAGGCGAAAUACGUGGUUCCCAUGGUCAAUGCAACCUUAAUUGCGAGCGGUUCCGUGGGAGGUAUUCUACUAUUCCAAGAGUACGCUCACAUGUCGUUAAGCAGCAUAGCUGCAUUUUCGUGCGGCGCCUGCUUAGUAGUGUUAGGGAUCAUCAUCUUAGCGAUGUCAUCCUCAAAAGCCGCCUCCAAAGCGUCUCCUCCUGAGUUCAUGGCUCAAAGAAUGCUCGAUCUUGACGCGACAGAUGACGAGAGGAGAGGCUUGAACUGUGAGCCGUCAUUUCCUAAAUCACGGAUGUGCAUGAGAUUGUAACUACAGAUCGCGGAGCUUCCGGUGAUUAGCCGCGUCCAAUAUGGCCAACUCGGCUGCAGCAUAGGCCGAGAUAAAGGGGCGAAUAGUGUGCAAAUCCUGUUUGUCCGUUGUACGUAUGAAACAGAUGACUUCUCCCCCUUUCAGAAAUGCAGCAGUAUGCCCUCAUGCUCAACGCCAGUGCCCCGUUGACAGCACUGGGGUAGUCGAAGUGACGUAGGCGUUUGGUUUGUUUAGGAGUGUUCGAUGAAAUUCGCGUCCCUGCCAGCAUCUUUAACGCCGUGUGGCCGCCAUGGCUCAGGUAUUUUAAGAACGUAUCGUUAAAUUAUUGCUUCUCCAGGGCAAACACCUUUAAGAAGCCGUGUAUAACUCAUGGAGAUCGGAAUAAAAGGCAUGUUGCCUCUAUUGGGAGAACCGGCUCAGUAUGUGGUGAAAUCAACACAACAGGUCUACGUUUCCCUGGUAUUCCUCAGGUUCCGGCACUGCUUUUGUUGUGGUUGGCAAACAAGUCGUGCCUCGUUUAACUGCAUCACGCCCCCUGACAGGAAGUUAACGUAUUAAGGACUGACCAGCGGGUGAAGCCGGACUGAGAUCAACGCUCGAGUACGGUGCUACAUCCUUGUGUAUUUAGUGCAACUUCGAGACCAACUUGGACCGGUCCUCUACGGGAUCAGUCAGUGGGAGUAGAUCCCGGAAAGAGCAUUUAGUUGCACAGUCUCACUCGUUUAACAUUGUUGGGUCGUAUAAAUAUGGCGCAAUACUGACGUGAGAGACAUGGUGGACCGACCACCGUGUCUUGAUGGUAUUGGCACAAUGUCUGCCUAUGUUUUCUGAAGGAAGUAACAGUGAGCAACCGAGUGGAUGACGCAGGAUACGCUAUUGGCGCAUCACUGGAGGCGCACGACUUGCCGUAGCAGAAGACCUUCAAAUGCAAUUUUGCACCUUUCCCUGAGUGAGCACAUGAACCACGUCAGAACUGAUAACAUAGAAGCAGUGCAAUGCUCUGAAUACGUUCGUACGGAGGGACAAGCAGUACCAGCGGAAGCAGGGGAGAUGCGCUUCCUUGAAAGCCUCACAGAGGAACUACCCUGCCGGUUACAUGCUUAAGCUAUACCACCGAGCAAAAGCAAAAAUGUUCGAUUCAAACAUGCGCUGGAACCACUAUAUCUUAUGCACUCCUGAGGAUCAUGCACAAUGCAUUAUGACUCAAAACCGGGUAAAAGGCUUUCAAGUUAUAUAAGAAAUGUAAAAGAAAGAACAGGAAGAACUUGGGUGUUCUUGUAACAGUGUCCAGAAUAUGCACGCAACUGAAACCCUUCGUAGAUACGUGGCGCGACACUCGUGAACUCUGCAAGGGAAGAUGUGCUCGGAUAUCGAGAGGUCAGUCGUGACACGCAAGAUUUCAAUGGAGUUGGUUCUACGAGACAGCCGGUGAACGUCACACCGACUACAAAACGUCUGGUUGUGCACGGUCCAACAAGUGCCAUGCAGUCUCUAGCUUCCGUGACCACACCCUAAACCUUGCGAACACAUUGUAUUUCAAUUCACCGGUCUCCGCGACAUUACGUAACAUGGGUCGUGAUGCUGAGAAGAGCAAGGGUGACACAUGAGAGAGAAUGCAAAGGAACAAGUUUCUACGAAGAACUAACGAAACGGUAGCAAAGUGUCUCGACACCCUGGGCCCCGGCGAAAGCGGGCGUCUCGCCGCACCAUGCACCCUCCACGGACAACUCGUUCUUAAAAGCAUACCUACAACAAAACGAAGUGUCUAAUCCACUCUCAUGAGUUCAGGAAACGGGUAUAUUAAGACCUACAGGUAUGUCAGGUUUGCUGUACAGCAAAUUCGUAAGACUUUCAUGUCGAGGAUGAGCGUGGUCAGAACGCCGCAGCCACUCAAAGACAAAAAACAGCUAAAAUACACUUUACCCGCGCGCCGUUUCAAGCUGAGAUGUCUGUUUCCUGUUCACGCAGUUCGUCUGGAAUUUCAUGAACUCGUUCGCUGCAUUCACUGUCUUUCUCGGGUUUUCACUCGAUGUUCGAAGACGUUGCGUCGGCUGUCCCUUCGAUUGUGAGGCGGCAAGACGCGAGCGUCUUGUUAUGAAUCGUCAGCCCUGCAGGUCUUUCGCGUCGGAGUUACCCUGGCCCGGGGACGCAGUUUUGUCCCCGUCUUUUCAAGAGAAUAUCUAUUUUCGGA